AUGACCAACUCCUGCUGUUCCCCUUGCUGCCAGCCUUCCUGCUGCAGGACCACCUGCUGCAGGACCACCUGCUGGAGACCAAGCUGUGUGAGCAGCUGCUGCCAGCCCUGCUGCCAGCCCUGCUGCCAGCCCAGCUGCUGUGGCUCCAGCUGCUGCCAGCCUUGCUGCCAGCCCAGCUGCUGUAGGACCUGCUUCCAGCCAAGCUGUGUGAGCAGCUGCUGCAGCACACCCUGCUGCCAGCCCUGCUGUUGUGUGUCCAGCUGCUGCCAGCCCUGCUGCCAGCCUAGCUGCUGCCAGCCCAGCUGCUGUGAGUCCAGCUGCUGUCAGCCCAGCUGCUGCCAGCCCAGUUGCUGUGAGUCCAGCUGCUGUCAGCCCAGGUGCUGUAUUUCCAGCUGCUGCCAGCCUUGCUGCAAGCCCUGUUGCCAGCCCAGCUGCUGCCUCAAGCCCUGCUGCCAGCCCUUCUGCCUUGACCUGUGCUGCCAGCCAGCUUGCUCUGGACCUGUGACCGUCACCAGGACUUGCUACCAGCCCACAUGUGUCUGUGUGCCUGGCUGUCUGUCCCAGGGCUGUGUGUCCAACUGCUGUGAGCCCUGCAACUGUUGA
Molecule: messenger RNA, 603 nt
Organism: Arvicola amphibius (Eurasian water vole)
Lineage: Eukaryota; Metazoa; Chordata; Mammalia; Rodentia; Cricetidae
Product: keratin-associated protein 9-4-like
Exons: 2
Coding region: 1-603 (200 amino acids)
Cellular component (GO): keratin filament
Source: RefSeq, a predicted model, not a curated record